AAAAGGAUUUGAGCAGACAAUCAUCAUCCUGCCAUGAAACCCAUAAAGGUUCAUGCGAACAUAUAGAUACAUUUAUAACCCCUUGUAUAGAUGAAGGUAUGGCAUGUGACUCCACUAGGGAAGGUCGUGUGAUUGCAAAUGCAAGCCAAUGUACUUCUGAUGUUUCAAUUGGCUGCCGCUCAUCUGAUAUGAUUGUUUUGGAUAAGUCGGAUGCAAAAGAAUGGAAUGAAAUAUUAGAUUCAUCCUUUGGUGGCUUAUCAUUAGAACCAAAUGCUGCAGACAUUUGUUUCAUCAAUGGGAUGGUUUCUCUGGUAGGAUCCUCUCCAAGUGGACAAGUACAGUGUGAGAGAUAUGCUGAAAAGGAGGUCUCAGCGUCUCAUCCUGGGGGAUCACAUGACUCCAAUUUGGAUGCGAUUGAGAGUAAUAUUGUUGUUGUACAAGAAAUGGAAACCCUUCAACAAUCUGCCAAGGUGAAACUUGAGGAGACUUGUGUGAUGGUGACUGGUGAGGAUGUUCAUUUUGUUCCUCACAUGGAAGGCAAGCGUAGGCCUUACAAGAAAAAACUUCAGAAAGCCUUUUCCUCAAGACUGAGGUCUGCAAGGAAGCAAGAAUAUGAGCAGCUUGCAUUAUGGUAUGGGGAUGAUGCAAAAUCAAAUUUGGAAAGUGAAGACGGUGUACUUCAUUCUAUUACUAUGGAGGAGACGAAGAAAUCACCAUCUCAUGAUUUUUGUGAAUCUGAAUGGGAGAUUCUGUAGGUACCCUUGUAAAAAGCUUAUGUAAAUAAACAGCCUCUCCGCAGCCUCCCCUUGCUGAUUAUGGUGCUGUCCAAAAUUCCUAGCUUAGGAUAAAAUUUGUACCGAAGUGGGUAAAAUUCCCAACGAUCAACCGCUCUACCAGGGAGUAUAUUAACAAUUAUGUAGUCUCCCUAACAUAAAGUGCUUGGAAAUGUUAUUUAUAUUUUAAAUGGGACCAAGCCAAUUGAGACGUACCUUUGUAGUCAGCAUUGUUAAUAUAUUGGCUACUAUUAUGCAUGGUUAAACUGUUGUUUG
This is a messenger RNA of Prunus mume (Japanese apricot), 1049 nucleotides long. The record is from RefSeq and is a predicted model, not a curated record. NCBI's taxonomy places the organism in Eukaryota, Viridiplantae, Streptophyta, Magnoliopsida, Rosales, Rosaceae.